AGAUCUAUUUCUUCUCCACAUCAACAAUUCUCACUCACCGAUGGCGAUCCACCAAAGCCAACCGAUAUCCACCGCAGACCUAUUCGGAGAUCCAAUCGAUUCCCACCCAUCGUGGUUCAACCAAUCAGCAUUCCUAGACCCAGGUUUCAACUCCGAAUCCUACAUUAACGAUCUUCGAACCUUCGUCCCACUCGAAACUCUAAGAUCCGAACUCCAAUCGUAUCUCUCAUCACUUAAACACGAAUUAGUGGAAUUAAUUAACCGAGAUUACGCUGAGUUCGUUAACUUAAGUACUAAUCUUGUUGAUGUUGAUGCUGUCGUGUUGCGAAUGCGUGCACCGUUGAUUGAAUUCCGUGAGAAGAUAUUAGGGUUUCGCGGAGCCGUUGAAAGUUCGUUGGUUUCGUUGCAAAGUGGUUUGAAACAACGAGCUGAUGCUUCUGCCGGUAGAGAGAUUUUGGAACUAUUGAUUGAUACUUCUCAUGUUGUUUCCAAGGUUGAGAAACUAAUCAAAGAGUUGCACAGUGUGCCUGUUGAUGGAUCAAAUGGAGAUCUACACAACGCAGAAAAGAGCCAUCUAAGUAAUGGUGUCUCUAUACAACAUGCUGAAAUUGGAAUGAACCUCAGGGAAACCCAAAGCAUGCUUUUGGAGAGAAUCGCUAGCGAAAUGAACAGGCUAAAGUUCUACUUUGCUCAUGCCAAGAACCUGCCUUUUAUUGAGAACAUGGAAAAGAGGAUACAUAAUGCCAGCUCAUUGCUGGAUUCAAGCCUGGGGCACUGUUUUGUAGAUGGAUUGACACACAAGGAUGAAAAUGCAGUGUACAACUGCUUACGUGCUUAUGCUGCUGUGGACAACACCCGAAACGCUGAAGAGAUAUUUCGUUUAACUGUUGUGACUCCAUUGGUUAAGAAAGCAAUUUCUUACACUUCAUCUGGAGCGGUUGGUGGGUCCACUGGGGAUGAGCUUGAAGAAGACUAUAAACAACUAAAGCACCUCAUUGCUGAAGAUUGUACAUUUUUGUUGCAGAUAUCUUUUACAGAGAAUUCAGGUUUGCAUGUAUUUAGCUUCCUUGCUAAUUCAAUCCUUAAGGAGGUUCUUUCGGCAAUCGAAAAGGGAAAGCCGGGGGCUUUUUCUCCUGGAAGACCUCCCGAGUUUCUUAAAAAUUACAAAUCAAGUCUCGGUUUUCUGGCCUACUUAGAAGGUUACUGUCCAUCCAGAUCUGCAGUCACCAACUUUCGUACAGAGGCUGUAUAUAAAGAUUUCAUGAGCAAAUGGAACACUGGAGUGUAUUUCUCGUUGAGGUUUCAAGAAAUUGCUGGUUCUUUAGAUUCCGCACUUGUCGGUUCUGGCCUCACCCCAAUUCAGAAGUCAGAUUCUCAGCAGGGAAUGACAUUAAAGCAAAGUGUUGCUCUUUUAGAAUGCCUAAGAUCCUGCUGGAGAGAAGAUGUUCUUGUCAUAUCUAUCUCUGAUAGAUUUCUUCGCUUAACUUUACAACUCAUAUCUAGAUAUGUGAACUGGGUUUCAGCUGGACUGUCUGCUCGCCAAACCCGUAACUCAGGCUCAACCUCUCCAUUGGAAUGGGCACUUUCUGCUUCUACGGAUGAUUUUAUUUAUAUAAUUCAUGAUUUAGAUCAUCUGGCUGCCGAGGUUUGUGGCAACUAUGUUGGGCACGUGUUUGAGAUUCUAAGUUCCCACUUUACUGAAGAAGUGCUUGAUCAUGUUAAACAAAGCAUUCUGCAAGGUGGAAAAUCUCUUAGAGAUCUUGUCCCUUCUGUGAUUGAUUCCAUCAUUGAAACGUUAGUUGAAAAGUCCAGUGAGGAAUUGAAACAACUACAAGGGGUAGUUGCUGCUUACAGAAUGACUAAAAAACCACCUCCUGUUCGGCAUUCACAUUACGUGUCAGGGGUUUUGCGUCACUUGAAGGUUUUUCUAGAAGGUGAGCGAGCCACCACAUAUUUGACAGACGACACAAAAGAUAAACUCGUACAAAAUGCUGCAUUCAAGAUUACUGGUUGUUAUCAUGAGGUGGCAGCUGGUAUUGUUAACAUGGUAAGGAAAACUGAGACUUCACUUCAGCGAAUACGUCAAGGAGCCCAGAGGCGAGCCGGAGCUAGCUCAGAUGUCACGGAGCAUAAUGUUUCCGAAACAGAUAGAAUCUGCAUGCAGUUAUUUCUCGACAUUCAGGAAUACGGGCGUAACCUUGCAGCUCUUGGGAUUGAAGCAGCCAAAAUUCCUGCAUAUCGUUCUUUGUGGCAAUUGGUCGCCCCUCAAGAUAGACAAGCAGAAAUUUAAGCUUCUAGUUUAAAGUCUUUUGGUUUUUUUUUUGAGGCGCCCAAUAUACCGAUGGUUGCAUAUUAUAGUAGCUGGAGAGCCAUAUGAUGAGCACAUUUAUGUUGGUUAAUGUCUUUUUUGCUUUCGUGUCAGAUUGAGUUGUCUCAUUACGAUAUAUAUAGGUUUUGGUUGACUUUACUAAUAAUGUGUCAAAGGCAGUUUUGUAACUAGUGUUUUGAUCUAUCAAUGAUUACUCGUAUUAUAUAUUCUUGGUA
Erigeron canadensis is the source of this 2544-nucleotide messenger RNA. RefSeq names its product conserved oligomeric Golgi complex subunit 2. The coding region runs from base 41 to 2290 and encodes 749 amino acids. Gene Ontology annotation, cellular component: COG complex; membrane. Gene Ontology annotation, biological process: protein transport; Golgi organization; intra-Golgi vesicle-mediated transport. Lineage: Eukaryota; Viridiplantae; Streptophyta; Magnoliopsida; Asterales; Asteraceae. The transcript has 12 exons. The record is from RefSeq and is a predicted model, not a curated record.